AUGACCUCUCAUUGUAAAAUAUAUAAAGCUCCUAGUAAUUAUUCAGUGAAACAACAUGCUAUCGGUUAUAAGAUGAUUAUUGAUUCUGCCAAUCAAGAUCUUGUUCAUCAUCUACUGAUAUAUGAAUGUGAUCCAACAGCUCAAUUUGAUGAUAAUAACUUGCCUGACGAUUUGUGUAAUGAAAUUUAUCUACAAACAGCACCGUGUGCAUAUAAUGGUGCCAUUAUUUGGGAUGUCGGUGGUAAUGAUAUAGUUGCAUUUCCAGAAGAAGCUGGCUAUCCAAUUGGAGGUGAUUUUCUCAUCAAAUAUUAUAUGGUUCAAAUACACUAUAAUAAUCCCAAUCAACUUUCGAAUCGUACGGACAGUUCAGGUAUUCGCUUUUAUAUCGGUAAAGAACUUCGUCAACAUGAUCUUGGCUAUUUGACUUUGGGCACUACUUCAACGCCGCAUGCUCUGGCCAUUCCACCUAAAAUGGAGCGAUUUAUCAUUGAUUCAUACUGUCCGGCGACUGCUACGAUGGGUGAUGAACUCACUACAAGAUGUAUCUACAAUACUAUAAACAAGAAUACGAUCACUUUGGGUGGUGAAAGAGCCGAAGAUGAAAUGUGUCGUCAUGUAAUGAAAUACUAUCCUCGAAUGAAUAAUAUGUAUGAUUGUUUGAUGAUGAAUAGUCCACAAAUAUGGAACUCAAUGAUGAACACUUCUUCAUCGUCUUUCAAUGAUUCUAAAUUAAUGGAAUGGCUUCUUAAUCUGACAUGGACAUCAGAGCAAGCUGUUCAAUGGCAAGAAUUCUACAACAUCGCAUCUCGUGUACUCUUAUAUGGUGCAUCAUCAAAUCUUCAGUUCAAAUUUAUGUCCGGCUUACCCAAAUAUCAAGAUUUAAAGCCGGUUGCAUGCACAAAAGAUCAAACCAUUAAUCAAACUACUUCUAGCCAAACAGCAACGAUGAAUGAAUCUAUAUCAUAUACUUCACGAAUUCGUCAAAACAUAAUGAUUAUACUAAUAGUAAUAACUUUUAUCCCCGUCAUAUAUAUAUUCAUUUGUUCAAUUCGAAAGCCGACGUUUAGUCGAUUCACUAGAUUUUAUCAAGAUGAUGACGACAACUGAGUUUUUUGUACACUACAUAUAUAUAUAUAUAUAUAUACGAACCAUAUGAUAAGUCAUUAUAUGUUUAAUAUUUCUGCUAAUUAUCAGAACAAUCUAAUGUAAUCAAUUACACUAGAUUGUCUUCCCCAGCAUGUCUAAUUUAUAAUACUUUCUCUUCAAUUUGGAUUUUUGUGUUCUCAGUUCUUCGUGAUGAAUUAUAAGAGGCAUGUAUGAAAUAGUCUUAUUAAGUUCAAAUUGUGUUGCCACAAUGUGUAGUGAUUCAUGUACACAUAAUUGGUGCUAAUUAGGAGGGUGCGUGUGUUGGCAUGAGUCUACCUUUCGUCUAAAUCGACAGCCAUAACCACAGCCACACCCUACCUCAUUCACAUCUUCAUUUUUCUCCUCUCACUCU
Molecule: messenger RNA, 1498 nt
Organism: Rotaria sordida
Lineage: Eukaryota; Metazoa; Rotifera; Eurotatoria; Philodinida; Philodinidae
Source: the annotation of a GenBank genome assembly